AUGGAGGACGUUAACACAAAUAAUGAAGAAAAUCCACCAUUAAACGUAGCAGAAGUGGAGGCAGAAUUAAAUACUCAAGCAAUCUGUGUGAAUGUAAAAGAUCUCGACCCAAAUGCCGCCAUAGAAUGUGUAUCGGACGAUGAAGUGAGGUUUAAAGGAUUGGGAAAGAAGGAGUUGAUGCAGUAUGCCGACGAUCCAUUCUGGAAAAGGUUGCGUCUUAUUCUCCACAUCCUCUUUUGGGUGGGAUGGAUUGCCAUGUUGGUAGCGGCUAUUAUUAUCAUUGCACUGGCUCCUAGAUGUCCUUACAGACCAGACCAAAAAUGGUACGACAAAGAAGUCGUCUACGAAAUCUUACCAGAAUCUUUCCAGGACACCAGUCCCAAGUCAGAAGGCGUUCAGAAGGAAGGAGGUGGAAUUGGAGACAUUAAAGGAAUCGCAUCUAGGCUUGACUACUUAAAAGAGGAUGUUGGAAGUAAUGUACUCUAUAUAAAUUCAAUCUAUGAAAGUGAAGAUAAUGAACACAUGGCAGUUGUUAACCACAAGAUUUUCGACGGUGUACUAGGAACUAUGGAAGAUUUUGAACAGCUUCGCAAAACCACUAAACAGAUGGAGAUGCGCCUAAUCUUGGACUUCAUUCCUAAUCAUACUGGGAAGAAACAUGAAUGGUUUGUGAAGAGUCAGGUGAAAGAUGGAAAAUACACAGAAUAUUAUGUCUGGGCUUCGUGUGAUAAAAAUUCGGACAUCUAUCCCAACAACUGGAUGAGUCAGAAAGGCGGUAGAGCAUGGACGUACGAUGACAUCAGAAAGGAAUGUUAUCUCCAUCAAUUAGAGAGCGAUAAACCGGACCUGAACCUCUGGAAUACUGAUGUUCGGUAAGAAUUGGAGGACAUACUACGUUUCUGGCUUGACAAAGGAGUGGAUGGGUUUCAUAUUUUAAAUACCGAGUAUUUGUAUGAAGAUCAGAAUAUUGGCGACGAAAUACUGAUGUCUGGAAAAACAGGAACGGCAUAUGACAACUUUGAGCAAAACCAAACCAUGAAUCAUCCAGAGAAUCUGAAGCUGCUGAGUACCUGGAAGUCAGUACUGGACUCCUACAAUACAAAACCAGGUAAAGAAAAAGCUCUUGUUGUCACAGCUAAGGAUGAUUUAAAUUCCAUGAUGAAAUACUUUGAGGCUGGGGCCACCAUUGUACGUGUCACCCCAAUGGCGAACAUCGGUGACUCACUGGCUGAACGUAUCGAAACCAAACUGAAAGACAUCAAGGCCAAGAGAAUUGGAUGGAUGUAUAGCAAUAAGGAUUCCAGUCGUCUAGCAAGUAAAGUUAAUCCUGAGCAAGUCAAAGCUUUGUUGACUCUUCAAGCCACUUUGCCUGGAGUUUCCUUUAAUUACUAUGGAAAUGAAAUAGGAAUGACCGACCAUCCAUCACUGCCAGAGCCACAGAAAUACUGAACCCCUAUGCAGUGGACUCAUAAAGGAACAGGGUUUUCAAAGCAUAACAAAUGGCUCGCGCAAAACCCUAAUUAUGAUAGUGUUAAUGUUGAGACAGAAAAAGACACACCAAAGGAAUGCCAUUGA
Messenger RNA from Saccostrea echinata, 1575 nucleotides. RefSeq names its product amino acid transporter heavy chain SLC3A1-like. Gene Ontology annotation, biological process: carbohydrate metabolic process. The transcript has 8 exons. Lineage: Eukaryota; Metazoa; Mollusca; Bivalvia; Ostreida; Ostreidae. The record is from RefSeq and is a predicted model, not a curated record.